UCUUCUGGGUCCUGGGAGCCACCCUGGUGAUCAUCGGCUCCCAUGCUGCCUUGCACCAGAUAGAGCCUUCAGACGGAGAGGAACUGCAGAUGGAGCCUGUGUAAGAUGUCAGAACCUGCCUGCCUUGCCGGCUGCCAGGUCUGUCAGUCCUUGUCCUGCCCGGCCUUGCCUGCCCCUCAUCCACCUCAGGCCUCAAUUCCAAGGAGAGGCUUUGUCUUUGGAAAUAAAGUUGUUACAGUUGCUACUUGGCAAAA
Messenger RNA from Cricetulus griseus (Chinese hamster), 254 nucleotides. The record is from RefSeq and is a predicted model, not a curated record. Lineage: Eukaryota; Metazoa; Chordata; Mammalia; Rodentia; Cricetidae.